Molecule: messenger RNA, 1875 nt
Organism: Neoarius graeffei (lesser salmon catfish)
Lineage: Eukaryota; Metazoa; Chordata; Actinopteri; Siluriformes; Ariidae
Gene: ackr4b
Product: atypical chemokine receptor 4b
Exons: 2
Coding region: 86-1246 (386 amino acids)
Biological process (GO): G protein-coupled receptor signaling pathway; chemotaxis; immune response
Cellular component (GO): membrane
Molecular function (GO): chemokine receptor activity; scavenger receptor activity; chemokine binding
Source: RefSeq, a predicted model, not a curated record
ACCCAGUCUCUCUCAGGCUCCCAGACCGAAAGUGGACCAGCAACAGGGCUCCUCUAGGGAGGACGCAAACACACUCGAGAACAUUAUGAGCUUCCAUUCAGACUAUGAAUUUCAUGAGAAUUACUAUGACCAUUAUAAUGACAGUUCAAACUACAGCUACUAUGAUGAGGACUUUGAAGAUUACCAUACGGUGUGCGACAAAUCGGAUGUUCGCUCCUUUGCUGGUCUAUUCCUCCCAGUGGUCUACAGCCUAGCACUUGUGGUAGGCCUGGCUGGAAACUCCAUGGUUGUAUUCAUCUACCUAUUCCACAAAUGCCUACGGACAUUAACAGAUGUCCUCAUCCUUAACCUGGCCUUUGCAGACCUCCUCCUCCUCUUCACCCUACCAUUUUGGGCAGCAGGUGCUAUGAACGGCUGGGAGAUUGGUGUGGUGGCCUGCAAGAUAACCGCAGCCCUCUACACCAUCAACUUCAGUUGUAGUAUGUUUCUACUAGCCUUCAUUAGUGUGGAUCGUUACAGAGCGCUUGCCCAGGGCUCCAGCACGUAUACCAGGUCACCUGAAAAACCAAGGAGACAGAGGCUGAUACCUUGCCUCUUGGUCUGGACUGCAGCCUUUAUGUUUGGCUUGCCAGAUUUUUUCUUCACCACCGUCAAGCAGCACUCCUCUGGCCACAAAUCUUGCAGGGCAGUGUACCCACAUAGUAUGGCACAAGCUGCAAAAGCUAGCUUGGAGUUUCUAGAGGUGUCACUGAACUUCCUGCUACCUUUCCUGGUGAUGAUGUUCUGUUAUUACCAGGUGGGAAAAACCCUGAGUCAGACAGCAACAACAGGAAUGAGAGAAGUACAGAGGUGGAAAGCCUUCCGGGUCCUGAUUGCUGUCGUGGGGGUGUUUCUGCUGACCCAGCUGCCAUAUAACAUAGUUAAGCUUAUACGAACCAUAGAUAUCAUCUAUUCUUUGGUGACAAGCUGUGAGGUCAGUAAAGGACUGGAUCAAGCCACUCAAGUCACAGAGAGCUUGGCACUCACACACUGUUGCCUAAACCCAAUUCUAUAUGUCUUCAUUGGCUCAUCCUUCAAGGUGCACGUGCUAAAGAUUGCUAAACGCUAUGGACAGACGGGGAGGCUCUGUCAUCAAGAGAGCAGGCAGCCUCCUAGAGUGGAGAUCACGCUAAAAACACAGGCCCACACAAACAGCAAUGCAUACUCAGAAUCAGACGAGGAACAAACAAGUACAUUUACCAUCUAGGACACAGACCUGAUGACCAGGUACCAAAGACUGGAAACCUAAAGACUGCAUUUGUGUCAUUUAUUUUAUACACACACACACACACACACACACACACACACACACACACACACACACACACACACUGUCCACUUUAAUAGGAAAACCUGUACACCGGCACAUUCAUGCAGUUACCUAAUCAGCCAAUCAUGUGGCAGCAGCGGUGUGCAAAAGAUCAUGCAUGUACAGGUCAAGAGCUUCGGGUCGUGUUCACAUCAAACAUCAGAAUGAAGAAAAAAACGUGAUAUCUGUGACUCUGAUAGUGGCAUGGAUGUUGGUACCAGAUGGGCUGGUUUGAGCAUUUCAAAAAUUGCUGACCUGCUGAGAAUUUCACACACAACAGUCUCGAGAGUUUACACAGAUAACACCUUUUCCCUAUAUUGAUCUUUGCUGUGAACAUUAACUCAAGCCCUUGUCUUGUAUCUGCAUGAUUUUAUACAUUGUCCUUCUCCCAUAUGAUUGAAUAACUGGAUAACUGAAAAAACAAAAAGGAGCAGGUGUACAAGCGCUCCUAUUAAAAGUGGAUGGUGAGUGUAAAUAGCGUUCCCAAAAUACAGUAAUAGCUUAAAAAAAAAACAACAUGUUCAGAA